Molecule: messenger RNA, 1593 nt
Organism: Ixodes scapularis (black-legged tick)
Lineage: Eukaryota; Metazoa; Arthropoda; Arachnida; Ixodida; Ixodidae
Gene: slbo
Product: CCAAT/enhancer-binding protein beta
Exons: 1
Coding region: 326-1297 (323 amino acids)
Biological process (GO): DNA-templated transcription; regulation of transcription by RNA polymerase II
Molecular function (GO): RNA polymerase II cis-regulatory region sequence-specific DNA binding; DNA-binding transcription factor activity, RNA polymerase II-specific
Source: RefSeq, a predicted model, not a curated record
GUGCCGUCCGCUAUAAAGGCGCCGCGUGGCCCGAUUGCCGGGAGCAGUUGCAAGCGGCUGGAGCGCAAUAUUCCAGCCUCAGUGAUCGAUAGACGAGCGGCGUGCGCUGGGACUUUGUGCGCGCGGCAAAUUCGAGGACUUUGGAGUGGUUGGAUGUGCUUUGAGUGAUCGGUGGGCCGCGACACGAGCAUCGACAGCGCCGGAGAGCCAGUGUGUGCUGUGGUCACAGGCCAGCGCCCCCCCGGUCACGACGGCUUCUCCGCUGCGGAAAAGCUUUGACUUUGAGCACUGCGUGCAGCUGUCGCCAUGUUACGCGUCGUCCGGCAUGGACUCGCCGCACCUGUAUGAGUCGGCGAGCAGCGAGGACCUGAAGCAGCCCCGCCAGGCGCCCCCCCUGCUGCUGAGCUCUGCGCAGAGCACCCGCCCACCGCUGGGCGCCUUCGACUUGGGCUCGGACGGCUGCGUGCCGGACCUGGCCGAACUGAACACGCCCGAGCUGUCGUUCGACCUGCAGGGCUUCAUCGCGGACUCGUCCUCCUCCGCGCACUCGUCGAGCAGCCUCGAGGAAACGCUGUUCACGGACCUGCUGACCGAGCAGCAGAAACGCUACGGUGGCCACCCCUUCCCUAUGCCCCACCAGGGCGGGCCCCUGAACCACGCGGAACACCGGUACGGCUCUGAGGCCGGCCUCGGCAUCAAGCAAGAACCACUGGAUCAGGCGGAGUACUCGAGCUGCCGCGAGCAGCAGUCGCCCUACGCCCGGGGCCUGCUCGCCUUCCCUGGCCUGCACGGCGCGCCGCAGGGGCCCCAGGCCACGGCGACGCUGCGCCCGGUGCCGGUCUUCUCGGCGGGGCAGCCCCAUGGGCUCGCUCCCCAGGGCCCGCUCUCGCUGGCCGCCCUGCCGCCCCCGCACGCCAACGGAGGGGGACCUCUGGGCCACCACAACGGGCUCAGGCCACUCGGCGGUCAGGGGCCCGCGGCCCCGCAAGGCCCCAAGCCGCCGCACGGCCAGCACAAGGCAUCCGGAAAGAAGCUGCUCGACAAGGGAUCGGACGAGUAUCGACGCCGGCGCGAGCGAAACAACAUCGCGGUGCGCAAGUCGCGCGAGAAGGCCAAGCAGCGGUCACGCGACACCGAGCGCAAGGUGUCCGAGCUGAACCGCGAGAACGACUCUCUGCGCAAGAAGGUGGAGCUGCUCACCAAGGAGCUCGCCGUGCUCAAGUCCCUGCUCACCAAUGUCGGCGUGCCGCCGGAGAACGUGGACAACGAGGUGGCCCGCUCGCUGCAGGGCUACUAGGUCGCGCCCCGCGGCCGCCUCUAGUCAUCUGUACAAAUGGCCCCGCUGCGCGGACUGCGCGGCCUGCCCGGCCGCUCGCGCGGGGCCCGGACGCUCGCUCCUUUCUAAGCUCAUUCAUCGGCGCCCGGGCCGCCCCCUUCGUUCAUUGCCCGAGCGCGCCUCAUUUGUUGCCGGACCUGUUGCGACCGUGUUGUUGAUUGUUCGUUUUCCGGGACACCCUGUGUGGUCUUACGUUGAGUGUUGCACCUUUUAUUUUUUUAAGAAAAAUAUUAAAGUCCAUUUUUUCGUUCAUGAAA